CUGAGGCGUUUUCAGUGUGAUGCAAACCCUCAGCUGGGAUGGUCGGAAAAUUCCCUCGGUACGGCGGAUCAGUACUCGGUGCGGUGCGUAACAAAAAUUGAGUGUUCUAAGUGAAAAAAAAAACUUAAUGGUUCAGGAAGGUUCUGAGUUUAUUUGAAGUAUUUAUUUUGUCAUAAAAAGUGUGCUAAAGUGACUAAAAUUAAGUUAAGGUUUAACAGUUAUUAAAAAUAAGUUAACUCGUUUGAUGUCAUAAAAACGUGAGGUGUAAUCGUCGUUCCAACAGCUGACCAGCUGAAGAAGAAGCCGGUUGUGUUGAGUCUAGAGAGCGAGUGCAACAGUCGUCCGGCAUACCAUGUGAUUAACUCCAACCGUUGAAACCUAGCGUAUGAGUCUGCAGUAUAAUCCUGUGCUAAAACCAAAGUGGCAGCGAAAAAAAGUCGCCAGUGAAGCUAAACAAAAAUUGCUGUUUGGAAAAAAUAGAUUAGGUCAGAGCUCGAAGCCAGCCUACCUACAAACCUGUGAAAGUACACGCUGAAGCCAAUCAACAGGUGUGGUGAAUUGGAGCUGGAGCGGUUGAACCCGACCCCAAUCAACCGCCAACCGACGAUCGACGGCAGCAAAAAGUGUUUUGCGCGCGGAAACAAGUUCGAGUUACCACCGAAAUUAGCUAAUCGAUAUUGAUUAAUUGGAGCCCUUGGAACCGUUUUUUUUUUUUGUUUUGCGGGAGGGUUUCUUUCCGGAACGCGAGAAGUCACCUUUUGAAGGGAAAAGACUGGUUUUAGACUGACAACAACAAAUUUAGAGCAAUGGAUCCGUUGAGUAUCGGAUCGAGUGUUUUAAGUCUUCACCAACGAGAAAACUCGGAACACAACAAAGACGAUGCAUUCCGCGAAAUUAUCGCCAGCUGCCGGUCGCUCAGCAAGUACGAGACCAACACCCGGUCGGCGCUUCCGCAGAUCUUCUCCGCGAUCAUCGCGGCCGCCUUCCACAUCGUCAUCGGCAUUUCGCUGGCCUACUCGGCGAUUCUGAUCCCACAGCUGGAGGACCCGUCCAGCGACAUCGUGGUCACCAAGUCACAGUCCUCGUGGAUCGCGUCGAUCAUCGUGAUCAUGGUCCCGAUCGGGUCACUCUUCGCGGGGGUUCUGAUGGAGUUCCUCGGCCGGUUGAACACGAUCAAGCUGGCGGCGGUGCCGUGCAUAAUCGGGUGGAUCGCCAUAGCGAUGGCGGACAGCUUCUUCUGGAUCAUGGUGGGGCGAGUGUUGACCGGAUUCGCCUGCGCAAUCGGGACCAGUCCGGCGAUCGUGUACAUCACGGAGGUGUCUCGACCGGAUAUGCGAGGGUCGUUGAUCUCUUCAGGGCCUACGAUUGCUUCCUUGGGAAUGGUCAUUGCAUACGCCAAGGGUGCCUACCUAAACUGGCGCUUGGUAGCCUGGAUCAACAUCGUGUAUACGCUGGUUCCGGUGAUUUUGAUUCAACUGUUCGUGCCAGAAUCUCCCGUGUGGUUGGUCUCGAAGGGACGCAUCGAAGAUGCGGCCAAAUCACUGCGCUUCCUGUAUAAGAAGUAUCCGCAGCCGGAGCAUACUGAUCAAACCCUAUCCGAGAUGCACCUGAGCGCCCUUAUCAAGGAGCGCGAAAACAAGAUCCGCGAAGCGGAAAAGAGCGUCGACGCGAACAAGUCCAAACUGCGAGGCUUCCUAAAACCCACCGGGUACAAACCUAUGAUCAUCCUGUUCUGGUUCUUCCUGAUCCAGCAGUUCAGUGGCAUCUACAUCACGCUGUUCUUCGCGGUCACCUUCAUUCAGGACGUGGGAACCGAGGUGAACGCCUUCACGGCGUCCAUCUUUGUCGGCCUAACGCGGUUCACGAUGUCUUUGCUGAAUGCGUGGCUGCUGAAGAAGUUCGCCCGUAGACCACUCGUCAUGGUUUCGACGACGGGAAUGGCCAUCUGUAUGGCGGUUUCCGGGUUGUUCACGCUCUGGAUCAAGAACGGAACUACGACGCUUACGUGGGUUCCCGUGGUGUGUCUGCUGCUGUACGUGUGCUCCUCUAUGAUUGGACUGCUGACGAUUCCGUGGACCAUGACGGCCGAACUGUUCCCCACGGAAAUCCGAGGAAUCGGCCAUUCACUGUCGUACUCCAUGGCGAACCUGCUGAUGUUCUUUGCUGUGCAAAGUUACAGAUCAAUGAACGACUUCCUCGGCGGAUCACACGCCGUCCAGUGGCUGUUCGCCGUCGUGUCGGUGCUCGGCUUCCUGUACGCGCUCAUCUUCCUGCCGGAGACCCACGGCAAGAGUCUGGCGGAAAUCGAGGCGUACUUUGCCGGUGGCAAGAAACGUACCCCGGCCAACUCACCAAGCAAUACCAACGCGAAUCUGCAGGCCGCCCGACACUGCACCGUGACGGAGCACCUCAUCAAGAGUCCCAGCUCGGCGUCGUUCCGCGUGCGGGAGGCCGAAUCGAUGCUGAAGAAGCAGGAACUUGUAUAGAGAUAUCAUCCUCGUUGAGUACUGCAGAGUAGUAUUAACAAUUGCGCGCGCGUAUUAAGUGUACUUAGGUAUUUUUUCGACGCACUGGUUCAUGAUCCGAAAAACGCAUGUUAUAUUUUUGUACGGCACUUUUCAGCAAACAAAAGAAAACGCGAAAGUAUUAAUACUGAACAACGUUAAUACAUAAAACAUAUUUAUUACUGAAUGUUACUUAACUUUACAAAAUACAAAAGAAAAAAA
Messenger RNA from Culex quinquefasciatus (southern house mosquito), 2726 nucleotides. Its product is annotated as facilitated trehalose transporter Tret1-2 homolog. Gene Ontology annotation, cellular component: membrane. The transcript has 6 exons. The coding region runs from base 807 to 2486 and encodes 559 amino acids. Gene Ontology annotation, biological process: transmembrane transport. The record is from RefSeq and is a predicted model, not a curated record. Lineage: Eukaryota; Metazoa; Arthropoda; Insecta; Diptera; Culicidae. Gene Ontology annotation, molecular function: transmembrane transporter activity.